CUGGCCUGGGAAUUGAUCCAGUGGUUGACAGACAAGCUGGAAGCACAAGGAUGGGAGCAGAGCAAAACUGACUCAGCCUCGUGGUCAGCACCUGAAAGCUGGGAGGAAGGGGUGGAUGAAUGCAGCAGGAGUGACAGGACUGAGCCACAGAGGGCCAUGGAGCACAACAGCAGAGUGGACAAGGAAAUUCUGGCACUGAGAGCACGAGUCCAAAUGCUUGACUUGGAAAGAAAAGCGUUCCUUGAUCUGGCUGAAAAGCUCGAGGAGGAGAUCUGUGGGUAUCACAAGGGUGAGAAACAAGAACUUCCACUGUCUGCACCAGCUGAGGCUGAAGAAGUUGCUGCAUCCUCACUUCAGACCCAGGCUGCAAAGGAUGAAGGACACAGCAUGGCAGGCCAAGCUGCCUCAGAUGGAGGAGAUGGAUAUCAGGGUAGUGAAGUGCUUCAUACCAGGUGCCAAGAGGUGGUGGAAAACACAGAGGGCAGGAAUUCACAGCUCCUUCCCAAGCUGCAAGAGCUGGAGCAGGAGCACAAGGAUUUGAAUGAGUGCAAUGAAGAGCUGGAAGCAGUUCUGGGAGAGACACAGAUUGAAAGCCAGCAGGAGGAGGAACAGUUGGAGAGUGAGGUGGAGGGACUUCACCAGAAAAUCACAAGUUUAGAAACAGAGUUCCUCGAAGAGCAGAAGAACAAACAUGAAACGAGUGGGGAAGAGCAGACGUCUGCAGCACGGGAGGUGCAAGAGAUGUUGGAAAGCUGUCAGGAAGCAACAGAGAAACUGGGAAGUCACCUGGGAGAGAGGAGAGAAUGGCCAAAGCAACUGACAGCUGAGCUUGAAGUGUUGCCAGAGGACCUGAAGGCUGAGAAGGUGGCAUUGGGCAGCCAGAGUCUGUCCCAGGAGAGAUUCCAGCAGCAGGAGGAAAAGAUGCAGCAGCUGCGUCAGGACCUGCGGCGUGUUCAGAACUUGUGCAGCUCAGCUGAGAGGGAGCUGAGAUAUGAAAGGGAGAAGAAUAAUGACUUACAGAAGCAAAAUCUCCUGCUCCAACAGGAAUGCACCAAGGUGAAAGCUGAGCUGAAGCAAGCCCAGGCAAAGCUCUUGGACACAACUGAAACAUGCUCCUCUCUCUCAGCACAGUGGGAAAACAGUCAGGAAAAGGUCAAAGAACUUGAGCAAGAGCUCUUGAAGUGCUCCCAGGCAGAUGAAGUGCACAGCAGUCUGCAAGAGAAACUUGCACAGGAGAAAUCCAAAGUGUGUGAGGCACAAAGAAAGAUCUCAAAACUCCAGCAAAAACUGAAGGACUCCCAGCAGCAGCUCCUGCUGGCAGAGACCUGUGUUUCAGACAAGAAGCUCCUGGAAGAGGAAAUGAAAGAGAUCAGGGAAAAUGAAGCUCGUGUGCAGCAAGAAUUUCAUGAGGAGCAGCUGCAGAGGAAGCUCCUGGAGCAGCAGGUGGAGGAGCUGAGGGAGCAGCUCCGGCAUUCGCGGGAGACGGAGGCGUCGCUGGCCAAGAUGCACAUGGAGCUGCAGGCCAAGACCCUGCAUGUCCUAGAGGAUGAGAGGAAAACUGACUCAAGCAAGCACCUCCAGUGUCAGAAGGAGAAGCAGAAGCUCUCAGAGCAGCUCUCACUGCUGAAGGAGGAAAAGAAAGCCCUUUGUGAGGAAAGUGUCCGUCUCCUGAACGAGAAGGAGCUGUGUGUCAGGAAAUACAACGAAAUGCAGCUCCGCCACAAGCAGAAGAUCCACAGAGCCAAGGAGACCUUUAUCCAGGAGGUGAAACAAAGGCAGAGCAGGAUUAAGCAGCUUGAAAAUGAGCUCAGCAUCUCCAAGCUCCAAGUGGAAAAGGGGAACGUGCUGAUGGCCCAGAUCACUGCUGAGAAUGAGAAGUUACUGCAGGAGAGCAGCCAGCUCCUCCAGAAGAUCUCUGACCUAGAGGAGAGCUCUUGGAGCAGCCAGUCUACAAUUGCCAUCCUGCAGAGCAGAGUGAAGAUCCUGGAUGAGGAGAACCUGAGGCUGCACAAGAGCAAACUCCAGCUCUCCAGCCACGUGCCCAGCUCCCAGUUUGUGCCCAGCAGUGUCCACACUCCCACUGCUGAGGUGAGGCUCUGA
Colius striatus (speckled mousebird) is the source of this 2100-nucleotide messenger RNA. Its product is annotated as coiled-coil domain-containing protein 30. NCBI's taxonomy places the organism in Eukaryota, Metazoa, Chordata, Aves, Coliiformes, Coliidae. The coding region runs from base 157 to 2100 and encodes 647 amino acids. The record is from RefSeq and is a predicted model, not a curated record. The transcript has 16 exons.